CCGGCGAUUAAAGAUCUAUGAAAAUGUUUCGUUAACCUCACUGUCUCAGUUUGCAUUGAAAAUUACAUCGACUCGGAUCCAAUUGAAUUUACCCCACAAUGGCAGCGAAGAGAGUGGUUGUCGCCGGCGGAAACGGCUUCUUGGGUUCGAGAAUCUGCAAAUCCGCUGUGGCUAGAGGAUGGGAGGUUACGUCACUUAGUCGUUCCGGAGAACCGCGAUGGGAUACUGUCACCGGCUCUCUCAGUCGCCCAAGCUGGGCCAGUUCAGUCGAAUGGGCUAAGGCCGAUAUGCUCAAGCCGGAAACCUACAAGCCGUUCCUAAGUGGUGCGACCGCCGUCGUCCACAGCAUGGGAAUCCUCCUCGAGGCGGACUACAAAGGGGUGGUGCAGGGACGAGAACCAAUCCUUAGCGGAUUGCAAAAGGCUUUUGCAGCGUCAAAACCAGGCAGUCAGAAUCCGUUGCAAAGGCGUGAAGGAGAGCCUCUUCAAGUGAAAGAGCGCAAUGGGCAGUUUACAUAUGAGCUUAUGAACCGCGAUUCUGCGAUCGCAUUGGCGCAAGAAACUCGUAACGAACAUGUCCCGACUUUCCUCUACAUCUCUGCUGCUUCAGGCGCCCCAGUUCUCCCCAGUCGAUAUAUCACAACGAAGAGAGAGGCGGAAUCUAUUAUCGCGGCGAAAUUACCAGAGCUGCGGAGUGUCUUUGUGCGAGCCCCGUUUAUGUACGAUGAAAGCAGGAAGUUCACUCUCCCCAUUGCUCUUGGUGGCUUUGUCGGUUCUCAGGUCAAUGCGCUUUUGGGCAACAGACUGGACUUCUUGGGCUCUAUGGUCACGAAACCCUUCCAGGUGGAUACUGUGGGUGAGGCUGUAAUGGAAGCCCUCGAUGACGAUUCUGUCCAAGGUGCCUUGGGAGUAGAGAAGAUAGAAGCUCUGGCUACGAAAGCGUGGAGAAAGAGCAUGCUCUGAGCAAGGAGCACAAGGGAAAAUAAUUGAUUGCCAAACUAACAUGUCAGACUGGCUGCUUGGCGCCUUGAGUGAGAAUAUUCCCAAGGUGAGCAAGAAGACCUAUCUACCGACCGGAGGAAAGGCCUGCGAAGCUAGGUCAAAUUUCCGGCCGAGCGCAUAUCAGCAUCUGAUUUCGCUCCGAAAUAACG
Molecule: messenger RNA, 1150 nt
Organism: Aspergillus welwitschiae
Lineage: Eukaryota; Fungi; Ascomycota; Eurotiomycetes; Eurotiales; Aspergillaceae
Gene: horA
Product: ubiquinone biosynthesis protein COQ11
Exons: 4
Coding region: 99-962 (287 amino acids)
Cellular component (GO): mitochondrion
Molecular function (GO): protein-containing complex binding
Source: RefSeq, a predicted model, not a curated record